Molecule: messenger RNA, 4065 nt
Organism: Megalobrama amblycephala (Wuchang bream)
Lineage: Eukaryota; Metazoa; Chordata; Actinopteri; Cypriniformes; Xenocyprididae
Gene: stat6
Product: signal transducer and activator of transcription 6, interleukin-4 induced
Exons: 21
Coding region: 151-2466 (771 amino acids)
Biological process (GO): regulation of transcription by RNA polymerase II; cytokine-mediated signaling pathway; regulation of cell population proliferation
Molecular function (GO): DNA-binding transcription factor activity, RNA polymerase II-specific; RNA polymerase II cis-regulatory region sequence-specific DNA binding
Source: RefSeq, a predicted model, not a curated record
CGGCCAAUAGGCAGCAACUUCAGUGUCAGUGCAAAGUGAAAGUAGGUGGAUAGAAAGGGGGGAAAAAAACAACAAACGCACACGGAAGACGCAGACUUUAUCUCUUUACGUGUGUUAAAGAGCUGGCGUCGAAAUCAGUGCUUGCACACUAUGGCGCUGUGGGCGCAAAUGACCCCGCAGUUACAGUACCUGCCAACUCAGACAUUGAAUGAACUCUACCCAGACACAUUCCCUCUGGAUGUCAGACAUUAUCUGGCCAACUGGAUAGAGGAGCAGAGAUGGGAGAGCUUUGAUGUAGACAACAUGGAGCAGGAGCCUCAGGCUCGAAUGCUGUUGGAUCAGAUGGUGCAUUUGCUGCAGGAGGUGGCCCAACAAAACCCUAAUGUGGUGGAGAGGGUCAAACUACAACAUAUCAGCAAGAACUUGAGCGUGUUCCAGCCACAACCCAUGCUACUUGUGAGGACAGUUCGAGAUAUUCUACGGAAAGAAAGACACUUGUUAGCACAGACAGGAAUUGGCUUCCCACCCUUCCAGUCUAUGCCUAUGGGUCCUCCGGCUCCCAAUGGCACCCCACAACCUGUAAGGGAUGAUAGUAAGACUGAUGUGGACAAUCUUGUACUCAAAGUUUUGGAAAUUCAGAACUGCCGCCAAACGCUUCAUCAGCUACAAGAGGAUUUGAACUGGGAAAAACAGGAAACGGAGCCCAUGCAAGGUCAAAAUGAUAUGGAUCCACAUCAUCAGGAUCAAGUCACUAGACAAAAUCGCAUAAAGCAGCUUGAGUACAACUAUGCAAUUUGUGCAAAGAAGCGUGUGCAGCUCCUUCAAGAGGCCAUGUGCGCUCUAGAGCAGUGCCAGUCCUGUCUUAUUCUCAGAAUUAAGUCCUGGAGGUGGGAACAGCACCGAGCAACCAUUGGCGUGCACUUCGAUGACAACCUUGGCCCUCUGCAGACAUGGUGUGAGCAGUUGCUUGGAGUGAAUGGUAAUCUGAGGCAGGAGCUCAUGUUGGUGAAGAGGGACCAUGGAGCGGGUGAACAGUUUCAAACAUUGGAGGAAAACCUUGCAUGUCUGCUUCAGACUCUCGUACAGAAUUCAUUGGUAGUAGAUAAGCAACCUCCACAAGUAAUCAAAACCCAGUCUAAGUUUUCCACCACUGUACGCCAUCUGCUGGGAGAGAAGAUGGCACCUGGAAAACCAGUCGUAUUGAAAGCGCAGAUUAUUACUGAGGCGCAAGCAAGAAACCUGGGUCAAGGCAUCGUACCCAAUGAAAAUGUUGGAGAACUUAUCAACAGCACGGCCAUCUUAGAACACAACACCGCCAGCAAGAGCACAUGUGCUACCUUUAGAAACAUGUCCAUAAGGAAGAUCAAACGAGCUGACAGGAAGGGCUCAGAGUCAGUGACGGAGGAAAAGUUUGCUUUGUUGUUCACCACAGAAAUGACCAUCACAGGCUGUGAGAGCCCUUAUGGCAUUCAGACAAUCUCUCUUCCUGUGGUUGUAAUUGUACAUGGUAGUCAGGAAAUCAAUGCUAUGGCGACCAUCAUAUGGGACUGCGCCUUCUCAGAGCCUAACAGGAUACCGUUCGUCGUUCCGGACCGUGUGCCCUGGAAGCAGAUGUGUGAAGCUCUUAGCAGUAAGUUCAUGUCUGAGGUGCAAACGCAGCGGGGCUUGGACAGAUACAACCUUCACUUUCUCGCACAGAAGAUCUUUGACCAGCCAGACAUUUCUGAAGAUUUCAGCAAUAUGCCAGUGUCCUGGGCUCAAUUCAACAAGGAAGUUCUGCCUGGUCGAAACUUCACCUUCUGGCAGUGGUUUGAAGGGGUGAUGGAUCUUACAAAGAAAUGCCUGAGGGACUAUUGGAGUGAUGGAUUGAUCUUUGGCUUCAUUGGAAAACAGCAUCUCCAUGUCAUCCUGCAAAACAAGCCCAACGGCACCUUUCUUCUGCGCUUUAGUGACUCAGAACUUGGUGGCAUCACCAUCGCCUAUGUGGGUCCCACUGAUAACGGAGGCAGGAAAGUCCAGAAUAUCCAACCUUUCACCAAGAAGGAUCUGGACUCAGCUGGCCUUGGCGACCGCAUACGGGAUAUUAACUGCAUUACUUAUGUGUAUCCAGACUUAUCAAAGAAUGAAGUAUUUAAGAAAUUCUUUACAGUGCCUUCCCCGCCUAAUCCUGAUGGAUACCUGCCAUUCAAACUAACAACAGUAGUCAACCCAGGUGACCACUCCUCCACUCCCAGCAUACCACCUCAGACUGACCUUCCUCCGGAUUUCUAUAACCAAUCUAUUGACCCUGUCUAUGGAAACAUGAAUCAGAAUCGGUUCUCACCGCAUCCUAGUAAUUGUACACCUACAUAUAUGCCAGACCACAUGUCUGUUCCAGGACCAAUCUUCCAGUCAUCCAUGCCACCAGCUCCCUCAGAUGAACCCAUAGACAUGGAUGCACUGGAGGGAAUUUUGUCAUCAUUUUGAGGUACAGUCCCUCUGUUUUUGUUGGAAAAGGGCUAUAAGAUGGCUUGGGACCCCAAGGACUUCCAGCGCAACUCACUUGUCCUAAAAGGACACAUUACCCAUUUGUUUCAAAAAACAAGUAUAUCUGUAGGGAUGCACUUUUGCUAAAUUCAUAUCCAUGAAUCAAUGGACGGAGGGUGGCUUUGUUGGGCGGGGAAAUUAUCACAUGGAUUGUUCAACAGCUCAGCAUCACACUUGCUUCCUCUUGCAAAAACCACACUAAACAUGCAGUUUAAAGGACCCGUGUGUUUAACUGAAUAAUCAUAGGGAAUGUUUAAUAGCAACUUGUAUAAAAUUCUAUUCAAUUUCUGUGAAACGCAGGUGAAGUUUUGUCAAAAAGAGUCUUUGCGCAUUAGCUUGUAGUACCUAAACUGCUAAGUCAUUCCCAGUUUCGGUCUUAUGACUGCUUUUGAAAGCGUCAUUGUAACUGACAAGUGAAACAGGAAAUUGUUUGCUAUCAAGUGGUUGUAUUUCCAUUGUAUCAAGAUAGACCAAACAGGUUUAACUUAUGCAUUUUUGUAAGCCAGAUUUUUUUUUUUUUUGAUGCAGAUAAAAACAUUAUAUUUAACAUAUUUCAGUGUGGGAAUGUCACCAGAGUAGAUUAACCUAAAACGAAUAGCAUCACAGUGCUACUGAUUUUAUGAAACUAUAUGCAAUUAUUAGUUUUAAGCCAUUUUCCAUAUAAACAGUUUUUCAUUUGGCUGUUUUAUUUGCAUGAGUUGUUUGUGAUCGCAUAUUCAAUAUUCAGUAUUCAUACAGAUACGAUUCUACAGUCAGGUCUGGCCAGUAAAGCUAAAAUCACAGUUUUAUGAAUUGCAUAUCACUAGUGACUUUUACUUUACGCUGUAAUGUAUCAUUUGUUCCAUUAGUCACACAAUGCGAUCUAUAACUCAGUUUCGCAAACCUCUCGUUACAUCAUUUAUGAGUAUGAAUCAUGUAAAAUAUCUCGUGUGGACAAAAUAACAGUAAGUUUUCACAUCAAAUGUUGUCUCUACAUACUCUACAGUGUUCUGUGUGCACCUCUUCUGUAUUUAGUCCUUAGUGCUACAAGUCGUCAACUUUCUUAAAAUUUAAAUGUAAUAUACAUUGUUUCUUUUCCAUAAACUGUGAUUUUUUUUUUUACCUUUCAACAAUACUGUUCUAUACUGUGUAAAAUAUCAAUCUUUCAUCUUAGUGCUUUGAAUAGGAAAAUAUCAAAUGGGAUGUUUUUCAAAGGUGCCAUCAGUAACUAUCUGUAUGUAUUUAGUCCUUUUGGGGAAUACCAAAUCAUUUCAUUUCUAUUGUCUAUUCAGAUGUUCUUUCUGUAGCUUUAAUGGAUGAAUGUGCUAUAUAUACAUCUGCCUGAUAAUUGAUCCAGAAGAUCUCGUCAUAUUCCUAUUAAUGGCCAAAAAAGAGCAUAAAGCACUUAAUGCAUUUGUCAUUGAAAAAUGUAAAAGUUGCAGUUUUUCUCUUUUAAUACAUGUGACCAAAUAUGUAAAGCAGGUAUAUAAGAUUUUUUUAAAAGAAAUAUUCAAAUUUCCAUGUUUUAAAUCUGAUAAAUAAAGUCAAAAUGCCAUUCGA